This is a messenger RNA of Staurois parvus, 301 nucleotides long. The record is from the annotation of a GenBank genome assembly. Lineage: Eukaryota; Metazoa; Chordata; Amphibia; Anura; Ranidae.
AUUUCAGUACCAAAAGUGGUAACCCCGAGCUACACUCGGGCUUACCCUGCGGCACUGCUCCGGCAUGUGUUCUUCACUUACCUUACCCUGCGCUCCCACGAUGUGUCCCCUGCAGCGUCCCCGGCCAUCUCCUCCGGCCGAUGCCGGCAUCCUGCUUCUGUGUCCUGUCCCUGUGACGUCGGGACGUACGGGCGCCGGCGGCGGGAAAUUUAAACAUUUUAAAAAAUGUCAUUUUUUUUUUUUUUUACAUUUUACAUGUGCUUUGUCCGGCGCCCUGCCUGCAUUUUGUCUGUUCUUUCUG